CGUGCGGAUCAUCUCGCGCCGCGUAGACGAUCUUUGCGUCGGCCUCCGCUGCUGACGCGCGUCGGUCCGUCACGUGACGUGUGGAAUGUUAACAAUGCAGCGAGUGUCCAACUUUGUGCCUCAUUUCUUCUUCUCCUUCUUCUUCUUCUUCUGCUUCUUCUCCUCUUUCUUCAUCCGCCGCUCCAAAACGGAGGCGGCUAUCAUCACUUUUCCUCGCCCGCGUCGGCCCGUCUGAGCCCGCCGGAGACCCUCCGAGCCCCGGCCAGGAGACACCUCUGAGCCCGCCGGAGACCCUCCGAACCUCGGCCAGGAGCUCCAAGAAGGAAGCGGACGGGAGGACGAGAAUACAAACUACAGGGGCCAUAAAAAGAAAAGAACAAGUUGUUGUUCGGAAGGAGUCUAAAGUAUUUGUGUUGGAUGUGUUGCCUUCUUCUCCACACAUGGCGCAGGUUGUCAACAUGAAUGUGUGGCUGCAAGUCACCCUCGUGAGCGGCUGCAUGUCCUGGAACACUCUGGAACCUGAGCCUUGAAAGGCACACCAUGGAGCGCCUGUAGGACCCACCCUCACCACCCGAGUCCCCUUUCUCCCCCCCCCCCCCCCUUGUCACAGUCAGCAGAGACCACCAUCGGGGAAAAAUCUUACAAGUCUUGCAUCUGCGUCAGGAGAAUUUCUUUCAAAUCCGCCCGGGUGGGCGUCAGUGUUUGAGCGCGAGGGGUCCUGACCCGGGGCCCCUCAGCCAUGAGGCCCAAGACCUUCCCGGCGGCCCCCUAUGUGGGCAACACCCGCCAGAGGCUUCAGGAGAUCAAGGAGGGCCUGAAGCAGCCCGCCAAGCUGGUGAGCCAGGCCCUGCAUGGGGGGGGCGUGGCCCGCACCGAGGGCGGCCGCCCUGCCGACUGCAAAAGCGGCAAGGACGGGGCGGGGCGGCCGCAGCCCGUGCGACCCCCCCAGAAGUUCAACAACUACCAGAACGCCCUGCGAGAAAUACGCAAGUCCCUCAUGCCCUUCGCCAAUGAGUCGGUCUCGUCCGGCUCGGGGCCCCCUGCUGGGGAGGUGAACCGGCAGAUGCUGCAGGAGCUGGUCAACGCCGGCUGUGACCAGGAAAUGGCCGUCCGGGCACUGAAGCAGACAGGAAGCAGGAACAUCGAGGCGGCGCUAGAGUACAUCAGUAAAAUGGGCUACCUGGACCCUCGAAACGAGCUCAUCGUCCGUGUCAUCAAACAGACUUCGCCAGGAAAAGCUGGUAUGCCACCUUCUAUGGACCACCACCCUGCGAUGGAGGCCUCAGGUGACACAGCAGGUGCGAUGCCACCAUACCACCCAAUGUACGAGGGUGUGCCUGGUUACGGCUCAGAAGGUCCUUAUAUGAGUCCUCCACCUGUCAUGAACUACAUGAUGACUCCAUCUGGGGCGCCACAGGGUCCCCCAAUGGGGAAUCCCAUGGGUCGUCCUCCCAGCAUGGGCAGCUACCCACCAGUGAUGACCGCCCAGAGUAACACCGCUAACACCAUGUACCCUCCGGGGGCCCAACAGAAAGGCUACCCCGGCAGCAUGGAUCAGCACGGGCCCAUGAUGAGCUACAAUGUCCCCGGUCAACCUUUGCAGCUCCAGUCUCAGCCCCCAGGGGCGCCUGUCCCGGGCCCUCACUAUGACUAUGGCCAUACCAGGCCCCACUUAAUGGAGCCCGCAGGCUACGGAGUCAAGAGAACCGCCUCCUUUCAAAACAAGAUGCCCCCCCCAGACAACUACGGCAACAUGCAAGGUAAAGGCACCAUGGGCCAGAAUGGGCCAGGAGGAGGUGGGGGAGGGUACCCUGCAAAUCUUUACCUGCCCUCCCACUCGCACCCGCGUCAGGCGAGCCCAACCUCUCACCAGGUCCACAUGAUGUCCCGGUCCCCAGGUGGGGUCACAGCCAUGGGCCCAGACUUCCCCGAUCUUCCCCAAGGCUUAAUGACACCAUCCAGGGCGAGCCUCAACCUAGACUUGUAUGAGCACCACUGGGCGGGGCCUCCAGGUUCUGAAGGGCCCCUCCCAGCAAGGCAGCCGCAACCUCAGGGGCCCUUUAGGGGUGAGGUUCGUGUUCCCAGCCGAGCUAACUCAUUCAACAGCCGUUCCGCUGUAUCCAACGGCGUACGCCCCCCGAUGUCAGCGCCCCCGUCUGGCGGGAAACAAGAAUCUUCCCUGGGCCCUCCCAACACAAUCACGGCUGUCACAUCACCACCCAUCCAGCAGCCAGUCAAGAGUAUUCGGGUGAUGAGGCCGGAGCCCAAGACGGCCGUGGGCCCGUGCCACCCCAGCUGGAUGACGGCACAGGCCCAAGAUGCGUCAGAGCCGCUGGCCUACAUGCAAGAAGAGACCUACUCCUUGGAUCCCCCGCAGGAGGCCCGCUGCCCACCACCCCCCUACCCCAAGAAUCUCUUCAUGUCGCCAGCACCUGGCGAAUCCGGAGCUCUGGAGUGUGCCGGGGCCCUCGGCGGGGCCCAGGAUCUGAGCAACGUGGCAUCCAGAAGCACACGGGGCGGCAGUGGCGGGAGCGGAAAUACCGAGGAAGGAGGCCCUCAGGUGAAGGAGAAGACCAAGCUCGGCAAGGGAGAGAAAAGCCUGAAAGACAAGAAGCAGAUCCAGACCUCGCCCGUGCCGGUGAGGAAGAACGGACGAGACGAGGAGAAGCGGGAGUCUCGCAUCAAAAGCUACUCGCCAUUCGCCUUCAAGUUCUACAUGGAGCAGCACAUCGAGAACGUGAUGAAGACCUACCAGCAGAAGCUCAACCGCAGACUCCAGCUGGAGCAGGAGAUGUCCAAGGCCGGUCUGUCCGAGGCGGAGCAGGAGCAAAUGAGGAAGAUGCUCAACCAGAAGGAGUCCAACUACAACAGGUUGCGACGAGCCAAAAUGGACAAGUCCAUGUUUGUCAAAAUCAAAACUCUGGGCAUCGGAGCCUUCGGAGAGGUGUGCCUAACGCGCAAGGUGGACACCUUUGCGCUGUACGCCAUGAAGACCCUGCGCAAGAAAGACGUGCUCAACAGAAACCAGGUGGCCCACGUGAAGGCGGAACGCGACAUUCUGGCGGAGGCGGACAACGAGUGGGUGGUGCGUCUCUACUAUUCCUUCCAGGACCGCGACAGCCUCUACUUCGUCAUGGACUACAUCCCCGGGGGGGACAUGAUGAGCCUACUUAUCCGGAUGGGCGUCUUCCCCGAGCCACUGGCGUGCUUCUACGUGGCUGAGCUGACGCUGGCCAUAGAGAGCGUCCACAAGAUGGGCUUCAUCCACCGCGACAUCAAGCCGGACAACAUCCUCAUCGACCUGGACGGACACAUCAAGCUGACCGACUUCGGCCUGUGCACGGGCUUCCGAUGGACCCACAACUCUAAGUACUAUCAGAAAGGGAGUCACGUGAGACAGGACAGCAUGGAGCCCAGCGACUUCUGGGACGACGUGUCCAACUGCCGGUGCGGCGACCGCCUGAUGACGCUGGAGCAACAGGCCAUUCGGCAGCACCAGCGCUGCCUGGCUCACUCCUUGGUGGGCACGCCCAACUACAUCGCCCCCGAGGUUCUCCUUCGCAAAGGUUACACUCAGCUGUGCGACUGGUGGAGCGUGGGUGUGAUCCUGUUUGAGAUGCUGGUGGGACAGCCGCCUUUCCUGGCCCCCACCCCCACGGAGACCCAGAUUAAGGUCAUCAACUGGGAGAGCACGCUGCAGGUGCCCGCGCAGGUCAAACUGAGCCCCGAGUCCGUCGACAUCAUCGCUCGCCUGUGCUGCUCGGCGGAAGACCGCCUGGGGGCCAACGGCGCCGGCGAGAUCAAGGCGCACCCGUUCUUCAGCAAGGUGGACUUCUCCAGCAACCUGCGGCAGCAGCCCGCCCCCUACCGGCCCAAGAUCGCCCACCCCAUGGACACCUCCAACUUCGACCCGGUGGAGGAGGACGGCGGGCCUGGAGCCUGGAGCGACAGCGGCGACAGCACCCGCGCUCUGGACGCCCUCUGCUCGCCGCACGGGAAGCACCCGGAGCACGCCUUCUACGAGUUCACCUUCCGCAGGUUCUUCGACGACAACGGCUGCCCCUUCCGCUACCCCAAACCUCUGGAGGCCGGCGGCGGUGGCGGCUUGGGCCCGGAGGAGGAGGAGGACGAGGAGGGAGAGGAGGAGGCCGGGGAGGGAUGCGAGCCCGUCUACGUGUAAGCGUCGCCCCCUUGUGGACACAGUGAGCGCCUCCCUCCCACACGGGACCAACAAGCAACCGCCCUGAGCGCAGACCUGGGCAGUCCGGUAAGAAUGUAAGAAGAACACCACCGCUCCCGGGUCUUCCUUCCAUUCCUCGAUUUCGUCCUCGUCGGACUCGGGACUCCAAAGUGAGGCUUUUUCUGCUUUUACACUGAAAUUUGUAAUGACAACUCCCAACUCAAGUCAUUCAACCAAAGCAAAUUACAAACGGGGGGAGUUCUUCCUCCUUCACAAUAAGAGUUUAUUAGCGCGGGAAAUAUUCAAAGUUGGACACUUUCCAUGAGAAGACCUUUGAAAACAACUUUUUCUACAUUUAUUUUGAGGAAGAAGAAAGAAAAAAAUGAUUGAACGCAUUUUUAUUGCUCUCAAUGAGGUGCCUGCUGACAUGAAUACCACAUUUACAGAUCCACAUUUCAACGUGUCCAAGAAGGAGAAAAGCAGAACUUGUGCAGGUGCUGACAAAAUUCCGAUUCCCAUAAAAUCAAAGGGCGACGCAUUUCAAAACCACCGGCUCAAACACAUGGCAGGCAAACAAGCGUGUUCGUAGUGGAUUACCUCUAAGUCAUGCUGUAAGUUUCCCAUGCAAAGUAAUGCUCCACUUUUCAAAAUGAGCUAGCUCGAUGCUAACUCAUAUAGGAUAUGCCAUACACAUGCUACUGAUUAGCAUUAGCGAUUUUACAUGGCAAAUUUGGUGACGAAAACGACAACUAAGAUGCGCGUUACAAUCUGGUGUGUAAUACUUGCAGUAUGAACACUUUGUAGGGCUCAACAAAAGACAAGACUGGCACACUCAACGGCAAAGACUACUUCCUGACUACACUUAGAACAAAAGAAAAUGACCGUACACUUCUCAGAAAACAAUAACAACACAAUGGUCAGGGUUAGCUUAGUGUUGAAUGUUCAAAGCAAUGAAAUGUUGAUAUUAAACACACAAAAGUACUGAAAGUCCCCCCCCUCCCUAGCCACAGAUCAUUUGGUUUUCUCUUAAAUCAUAUUUAAAAUUGGACUAAAUAUUACGCACAUUAUCAACUGUUUGCUUUUGUGGACAAAAUGAGUUAAAAUCAGGUCAAUGACCAUGAGUUUUACUUUGAAGUGUACACGGCACAGAAUUUUUAUAUACGACCCAAUCCAGACGACCUUUCACACCCAUGGCAGAACUGCGACAAAACAUAACAAAACAUGACACGAGCCGCUCACUGAACUUUGUGGAUACUAUAAAAACUGUCCAAGCACCCUACAUCAUUUACUGUUAUGGUGGCAGAAAUGCAGCACAUUUAUCCAUGUUUGCCACACGUAAGCUGCUUAAUAUUUCUGACUGAUGACAAAACUUCUAGUCCAACUUUCACAUAUUCUUAAUAUACAAUUAUGUUUAUCAUCAAUUUGAUGAAAAAGUCAACAAGUUUGGUUGUUGUAAAAACUGAAUGGCCCCCGGAUCCUCCUUCCCUUGUAGGCGGGCAAGGUGUGGACUGCCCACUCACAUGUUGUUCUGCUAAUGCUGACGCAGUGGUGAAGGGGACAUGACUCCCACCGAUUCUUGCCAAAGUUCCAAUCCGUGGAAAGUUCCCAGCUCUGAAUGUUCCUGGGAUUUUGCGCUAGCGUGUGUGGCCUCGGUGGUCCAGAACAAGUCGCCGGCGGACUGAAUGUCACGGAUCUGCGCUCCUCUCCUGGUUCGGGCGGGAGACCUGGCCAUUCAAAAUAGUCCUCCGUUCGGUUUUAGCCCGAGGCGAGCGAAUGAGAAAGAGGGAGAAGAAAGCUGGCGUGACUUAAGUGCAAUACAAAAACUAAAAACCCUUUCAAAGUCUUGGAACGCUUUAUAUUCUAUUUGAUGUAUUCUCCUCUCUUGCUGCUUGUUAUUGACAUGAUGAUGAUGAUGAUGAUGAUGAUGAUGAUGAUGAUGUACGUGGAAGGUCAAGGGCUGACGACGAGCCUUCCAGUCCUGCAUCCGGGCCGGUCCUGGACGCAGAACGCGAAGGUUCUCCUCUGAGGAUUUGGAGUACCGAGCGAGGCGAGAAAUGUCGUUUGUAAGAAGAAUGAAACGCUUUGGGUUUUCUUUUGUUUUUGCUUUUUUAUUUAUCUGAAAAAGACGUUUGAAGUUUGCUGCGAGGAUCAAAUCUGCCAAACUUGACUGCAGUCCUGUGGCGUGGAAACUCUGCCACGCCUUCUGCCCACUCACUCGGGCUUUUCACCUGCACUUCUCUGCCAAAACACCAGGGGGCAGUGUUGGACUUGUGCUAGCUCUCUGACGCCAUGACGUCAGGGAGAGAAUAUUGGGGCCGCACUGAAAAGACAACAUUUUAGUCGUAAAGUUCCGAAAUAAAGUUAAAACGAUACGUCAACAAUCGACAUUGUUACUUUUUCUAAUAUUCAAACUAUUCUCCUCACUUUUUCCCAAGGUUACGACUUUGUUCACCAAACAUUUGGACUUUUUUCCUUUGUUCCGACUUUAUCGUAACGGUAAAAGUCUUUUGUGGUAAUAUUACGACUUUACGCAGAGUAUUACGACUAUUUUUGUAACUUAACAAAACAUUUGGACUUUCUUUCUCGUACUACGACAACUUCAUUGCUUUAACAUUUUCCCUGCAACAUUACAACUUUAAUCGUGUAAAUUUACGACUUUUUCUUGCCAUGUUCCGACGUAAUUCUUGUCAUUUAAUUCAGUUUUAAAUUGAGACUUUAUUGACGCGGUAUUAAAACUUUCAUCUUAAAACUUUAGCAUUUUCUUCACUCGUAAGUUCCGACUUCAUCGUAUCCGCGCAGUAUUACGACUAUUUUGGUAACGUAACAUUCUAAGGUAAUAUCACAACUUUAUCCGGGUGGUGCUCGUCAAAGUUAGCCGGAGGAUUACAUGGACUACGCUAGCUCUCUGACGCUAUGACAUCAUGGAGAAAAUAUUGGGGCCCCAUUGAAAAGAGAACAUUUUAGUCGUAAAGUUCCGAAAUAAAGUUGAAACGAUACGUAAACAAUCGACAUUGUUACUUUUUCUAAUAUUCAAACUAUUCUCCUCACUUUUUCCCAAGGUUACGACUUUGUUCACCAAACAUUUGGACUUUUUUCCUUUGUUCCGACUUUAUCGUAACGGUAAAAGUCUUUUGUGGUAAUAUUACGACCAUACGCAGAGUAUUACAACUAUUUUUGUAACUUAUCGAUUCAUUUGGACUUUCUUUCUCGUACUACGACAACUUCAUUGCUUUAACAUUUUCCCUGCAACAUUACAACUUUAAUCGUGUAAAUUUACGACUUUUUCUUGCCAUGUUCCGACGUAAUUCUUGUCAUUUAAUUCAGUUUUAAAUUGAGACUUUAUUUACGCGGUAUUAAAACUUCCAUCUUGAAACUUUAGCAUUUUCUUCACUCGUAAGUUCCGACUUCAUCGUAUCUGCACAGUAUUACGACUAUUUUGGUAACGUAACAUUCUAAGGUAAUAUCACAACUUUAUCCGGGUGGUGCUAGUCAAAGUUAGCCGGAGGAUUACAUGGACUACGUUAGCUCUGUGACGCUAUGACAUCAUGGAGAAAAUAUUGGGGCCGCACUGAAAAGACAACAUUUUAGUCGUAAAGUUCCGAAAUAAAGUUGAAACGAUACGUCAACAAUCGACAUUGUUACUUUUUCUAAUAUUAAAACUAUUCUCCUCACUUUUUCCUAAGGUAACGACAUUGUUCACCAAACAUUUGGACUUUUUUUUCCUUUGUUCCGACUUUAUCAUAACGGUAAAAGUCUUUUGUGGUAAUAUUACGACUUUACGCAGAGUAUUACAAGAAUUUUUCAACUUAUCGAUUCAUUUGGACUUUCUUUCUCAUACUACGACAACUUGAUUGCUUUAACAUUUUCCCUGCAACUUUACUACUUUAAUCGUGUAAAUUUACAACUUUUUCUUGCCAUGGUCCGACGUAAUUCUUGUCAUUUAAUUCAGUUUUAAAUUGAGACUUUAUUGACGCGGUAUUAAAACUUCCAUCUUGAAACUUUAGCAUUUUCUUCACUCGUAAGUUCCGACUUCAUCGUAUCCGCGCAGUAUUACGACUAUUUUGGUAACGUAACAAUCUAAGGUAAUAUCACAACUUUAUCCGGGUGGUGCUCGUCAAAGUUAGCGGGAGGAUUACAUGGACAACGCUAGCUCUCUGACGCUAUGACAUCAUGGAGAAGAUAUUGGGGCCGCACUGAAAAGACAACAUUUUAGUCGUAAAGUUCCAAAAUAAAGUUAAAACGAUACGUAAAUAAUCGACAUUGUUACUUUUUCUAAUAUUAAAACUAUUCUCCUCACUUUUUCCCAAGGUUACAACUUUGUUCACCAAACAUUUGGACUUUUUUCCUUUGUUCCGACUUUAUCGUAACGGUAAAAGUCUCUUGUAGUAAUAUUAUGACUUUACGCAGAGUAUUACGACUAUUUUUGUAACUUAACGAUUCAUUUGGACUUUCUUUCUCGUACCACGGCAACUUCAUUGCUUUAACAUUUUCCCUGCAACUUUACAUCUUUAAUCGUAUACAUUUACGACUUUUUCUUGCCAUGUUCCGACGUAAUUCUUGUCAUUUAAUUCAGUUUUAAUUUGAGACUUUAUUGACGCGGUAUUAAAACUUUCAUCUUAAAACUUUAGCAUUUUCUUUACUCGUAAGUUCCGACUUCAUCGUAUCCGCGCAGUAUUACGACUAUUUUGGUAACGUAACAUUCUAAGGUAAUAUCACAACUUUAUCCGGGUGGUUCUCGUCAAAGUUAGCCGGAGGAUUACAUGGACUACGCUAGCUCUGUGACGCUAUGACAUCAUGAAGAGAAUAUUGGGGCCGCACUGAAAAGACAACAUUUUAGUCGUAAAGUUCCGAAAUAAAGUUGAAACGAUACGUCAACAAUCGACAUUGUUACUUUUUCUAAUAUUAAAACUAUUCUCCUCACUUUUUCCCAAGGUUACGACUUUGUUCACCAAACAUUUGGACUUUUUUCCUUUGUUCCGACUUUAUCGUAACGGUAAAAGUGUUUUGUGGUAAUAUUACGACUUUACGCAGAGUAUUACGACUAUUUUUGUAACUUAACAAAACAUUUGGACUUUCUUUCUCGUACUACGACAACUUCAUUGCUUUAACAUUUUCCCUGCAACUUUACUACUUUAAUCGUGUAAAUUUACGACUUUUCCUGCCAUGUUCCGACGUUAUUCUUGUCAUUUACCUAACGUGUUUUUAUUCAUGCAGUAUUAAAACUUCCAUCUUAAAACUUCAGUAAUUUUUCGUGUAUAUGCAACUUUAUUGUCGCUUUUUGUUGUAGUAUUACCACUUUUUGUGAAAUAUUAUGACUUUAUUUUUGGAACGGAACCACAUUUUUCACCACGGGGACCUCGUAACAUGAAGAGUUCUAUGUGGUAACUUUACGACUUUUUCCUGACAUAUCUUAACGUCAUUUAUUCCACUUUUAAAUUUAGCAGUUUUUUUCCCAUAAGUCACAAUUUAAUAACAAUUGUAAAAGUUUUUUUGUCGGGAUGUUACCACUUUUUGCACAAGUUUACAAUAACAUGGAGAGUUUGGUCUGGUAACUUUACGACGUUUUCCUGCCAUAUUCCGACGUGAUGCUUGUGACUAACUCCCUAAAGUUUGACUUUAUUUAUGCAGUCUUAAACUUCCAUCUUAAAAAUGUAGCAUUUUUCUGUUCUCACAAGUUACGACCGUAUUGUAACCGUAAAAGUCGUAGUACUACCACUUUCCGUACAGUAUGAUGACCUUAUUUUUGUAAGAUACCAACAUUUUCUGGUAAUAUCCCAAAUUUCUUCACUUAACUUUGUGACUGUGAACUUGUGACAUUACGAGUUUGAUUGGGUAACUAUACGACAUUUAUUUUUUUGCCAUAUUCCGACAUAUUUGUUGUCACUUAACUAACUUUUUUCUCAUCAAUUUAGACUUAAUAGGAGCUGAAUUAAAACUUCUUUCUUAAAGGGUCCAACAAAAAUGUGUAUUAUUUACAACUUUAUCGUCGUAACAUUAAAAGUGGUUUUGUCGUAAUAUUACCACUUUCUAUGCAAAAUCGCAACAUUAUCCUGGUGACGUAACCUUUUUCAUCGUAAUGUUACUACUUUGUCCUCACAAUUCAAAUUUCAACAAUUUUUUUCCCGCAACAUAACAACUUUUUCUCCGGCAACUUAGCUAUGUGUUGUUAGCGUAGCCCUGAUAGUCCUUUCUUUGUGGCAAACAUAUUCGUUAGGAGUUAGUUGGAAAAAAAAUCCUGGUUGUUGACAAUCUGCUGCUACAAGGCAAUUUUACAAACUUUUUUCUACUCUAUUUCGACUUUAUUGGAGCGUUAUCAAAACUUUUUAAAAUGUAAAAAAAAUCCUCAUUAUUUGCAACUUUAUUGUCAUAACAAUAAAAAUAGUUUUGCCGGAAUAUUACUACUUUCCACGCAGUUUUACGACAUUAUUCUUAUGACCUAACAUUUUUCUCCUAAAAUCGGGAUUUCAUGCACUUAACUUUACGACUGUGAUCUUGGAACACGAAGAUUAUCUUCUGGUAGCUUUACGACUUUAUUUUUUGCCAUAUUCCGACAUAUUUCUUGUAAUUUAACUCAAUUUGUUUCCUGUCAACGUAGAACUCCGUACUAUACGUGCAGUAUUACAUCAUCCUCCAAACAUAAUAUUAUUUUCCCGCAAAAUCGCAACAUUAUCCUGGUGACGUAACCUUUUUCAUCGUAAUGUUACUACUUUGUCCUCACAAUUCAAAUUUCAACUAUUUUUUUCCCGCAACAUAACAACUUUUUCUGCGGCAACUUAGCUACGUGUUGUUAGCGUAGCCCUGAUAGUCCUUUCUCUGUGGCAAACAUCUUCGUUAGGAGUUAGUUGGAAAAAAUAUCCUGGUUGUUGACAAUCUGCUGCUACAAGGCAAUUUUACAAACUUUUUUCUACUCUAUUUCGACUUUAUUGGAGCGUUAUCAAAACUUUUUAAAAUGUAAAAAAAAUCCUCAUUAUUUGCAACUUUAUUGUCAUAACACUAAAAAUAGUUUUGCCGGAAUAUUACUACUUUCCACGCAGUUUUACGACAUUAUUCUUAUGACCUAACAUUUUUCUCCUAAAAUCGGGAUUUCAUGCACUUAACUUUACGACUGUGAUCUUGGAACACGAAGAUUAUCUUCUGGUAGCUUUACGACAUUAUUUUUUGCCUAUUCCGAUAUAUUUCUUGUAAUUUAACUCAAUUUUUUUCCCGCAACAUAACAACUUUUUCUCCGGCAACUUAGCUAUGUGUUGUUAGCGUAGCCCUAAUAGUCCUUUCUCUGUGGCAAAGAUCUUCGUUGGGAGUUAGUUGGAAAAAAAAUCCUGGUUGUUGACAAUCUGCUGCUACAAACUUUUUUCUACUCGAUUUCGACUUUAUUGGAGCGUUAUCAAAACUUUUUAAAGUGUAAAAAAAAUCCUCAUUAUUUGCAACUUUAUUGUCAUAACAAUAAAAAUAGUUUUGCCGGAAUAUUACUACUUUCCACGCAGUUUUACGACAUUAUUCUUAUGACCUAACAUUUUUCUCCUAAAAUCGGGAUUUCAUGCACUUAACUUUACGACUGUGAUCUUGGAACACGAAGAUUAUCUUCUGGUAGCUUUACGACUUUAUUUUUGCCAUAUUCUGACAUAUUUCUUGUCAUUUAACUCAAUUUGUUUCCUGUCAACGUAGAACUCCGUACUAUACGUGCAGUAUUACAUCAUCCUCCAAACACAAUAGUCUUUUCCCGCAAAAUCGCAACAUUAUUCUUCUAACGUAAAUUUUUUAUCGUAACGUUACAACUUUAUCCUCACAAUUCAGAUUUUUUUACGCAACAUAUCAACUUUUUCUGCGGCAACUUAGCUAUGUGUUGUUAGCGUAGCCCUAAUAGUCCUUUCUCUGUGGCAAACAUCUUCGUUAGGAGUUAGUUGGAAAAAAAAAUCCUGGUUGUUGACAAUCUGCUGCUACAAGGCAAUUUUACAAACUUUUUUCUACUCUAUUUCGACUUUAUUGGAGCGUUAUCAAACUUUUUCAAAUGUAAAAAAAAUCCUCAUUAUUUGCAACUUUAUUGUCAUAACAAUAAAAAUAGUUUUGCCGGAAUAUUACUACUUUCCACGCAGUUUUACGACAUUAUUCUUAUGACCUAACAUUUUUCUCCUAAAAUCGGGAUUUCAUGCACUUAACUUUACGACUGUGAUCUUGGAACAUGAAGAUUAUCUUCUGGUAGCUUUACGACUUUAUUUUUGCCAUAUUCCGACAUAUUUCUUGUCAUUGAACUCAAUUUGUUUCCUGUCAACGUAGAACUCCGUACUAUACGUGCAGUAUUACAUCAUCCUCCAAACACAAUAAUCUUUUCCCGCAAAAUCGCAACAUUAUUCUUCUAAGGUAACAUUUUUAUCGUAACGUUACAACUUUAUCCUCACAAUUCAGAUUUUUUUACGCAACAUAUCAACUUUUUCUGCGGCAACUCUGCUAUGUGUUGUCAGUGUGGCCCUAAUAGUCCUUACUUUGUGGCAAACAUCUUCGCUCUUUUGCCGUUAGGAGUUAGCUUUAAAAAUCCUGGUUGUUGACAAUCUGCUGCUACCAAACGCUGCCACAGAACUUUUGCUCGGUGUUUUCCGACUAAUCCCUGAAGUGUGACUGUCAGGAUGAUGUUGUGUUUAUGAUUGGACAGUUUUAUUGACUGAGAGUGUGCCUGCUCUUCUAAAGCCGCACAAUCCUUUCCUCGCAGCACUUGACUGAUUUACACGGCAACGUAUUUACCUUUUGGUGUCUCGUAGACGCCAAUAAAACACAAUGCAGUUUGAUGGAGCGUGCAGAAGGUAGACGAGGGGGAAAAGCUUUAUAAGCGUGGAAUGAGAGUUUAGUUUGUGAGGGCUAUAAAGUGAUGACUGACAAUCGUUGACUGACUUGCUUCUGAUUUCUUAAAGCUUUGUUUUGUAUCCCCUUCAUCUUUUUGGAAUGUGUGCCCCCAGGAGCUGCUGUUGGCGCUCCAUCAUGUAUAAUAUCUUCAAUUUAUAUUUAUACAGAUAUACAUAUUUUUUUGUAUCUUCCCUCCCAGCCACCUUGGAAGUCCCCGGCGUGCUAAUGUCCAAAUGUCUACGCAGUAUUAUACCAUUAUUAUUAUUAUUAUUAUUCUCAAAAGGAUGAUGACAAUCUCUUUUUUUACACUUGUGUAUCAACUGAGACAUUUGUCACUGUCUUUGUGUGUAAAUUGUUUGUAUAAAUUAAAUUUACCAACCGCUUCA
Nerophis ophidion (straightnose pipefish) is the source of this 13398-nucleotide messenger RNA. It is a transcript of the gene lats2, whose product is annotated as large tumor suppressor kinase 2. The record is from RefSeq and is a predicted model, not a curated record. Lineage: Eukaryota; Metazoa; Chordata; Actinopteri; Syngnathiformes; Syngnathidae. Gene Ontology annotation, biological process: hippo signaling; regulation of organ growth; positive regulation of apoptotic process. Gene Ontology annotation, cellular component: spindle pole; nucleus. Gene Ontology annotation, molecular function: protein serine/threonine kinase activity; ATP binding; protein binding.